Messenger RNA from Trichoplusia ni (cabbage looper), 1540 nucleotides. It is a transcript of the gene REG, whose product is annotated as proteasome activator complex subunit 3. The transcript is spliced from 5 exons. Gene Ontology annotation, molecular function: endopeptidase activator activity. Lineage: Eukaryota; Metazoa; Arthropoda; Insecta; Lepidoptera; Noctuidae. The coding region runs from base 125 to 862 and encodes 245 amino acids. The record is from RefSeq and is a predicted model, not a curated record. Gene Ontology annotation, cellular component: nucleoplasm; cytoplasm; proteasome activator complex. Gene Ontology annotation, biological process: positive regulation of endopeptidase activity; regulation of proteasomal protein catabolic process; regulation of G1/S transition of mitotic cell cycle.
UCAUUUCAUUCAUUCAUACACACGAGUUGUUAGCGUAAAAAGUUGUGUGGAAUUGUACUGUAUUGUUAAUACAAAGAAUAGUAAUUGCUAAAGUUAAAAUCAAUUAGAAAAUAACGUUAGGAAAAUGACAGACGUUGCGAAAAAGGUACAGGACUACAAGGAUUCCCUCAAGCAGAAGGCUGAGCAUCUAAUAAUAAAAGGGUUUCCAGAGAAAAUAGUAAAACUAAAUGAACUUCUAGAAACAUCAAAUUUCCAAAACCGUGAUUUAUCUGAUGUUCAUCAGGACUUAAACAUUCCAGUGCCACCUCCUGCAUCAGCUGCCAAUGAGCCCAAUGCUAAACGCCAGCGGAUGGACUCCUCGGAGGUGUCAAGCAACACAACAAAUGAGGGCUCCCGAGUGUAUGCCUUGCCAAAUGGCACGGUGCCAUGCAACAAGCCGCUAAGUGACCUCAUCCACCUUGUCAAACCACACAUCAGGGAACUGGUCGAGGACUCCAACUUGCUGAAGAUGUGGAUCUCAUUCAUGAUUCCCAAGAUUGAGGAUGGUAACAACUUUGGUGUAUCAAUACAAGAGGACACGCUGGCCGAGAUACAGUCGGUGGAGUCGGAGGCUGCGGCAUUCUUUGACCAAAUCUCACGGUACUUUAUAUCGAGGGCAAAGAUCGUGUCCAAGGUUGCAAAGUACCCACAUAUUGAUGACUACAGAAGAGCUGUUAGAGAAUUGGACGAAAAAGAAUACCUGUCGCUGUGGCUGGUGAUGUGUGAGAUUCGCAACCGCUACUGUUCGCUCCACGACAUCGUCAUUAAGAACCUCGAGAAGAUAAAAAAGCCACGCUCAUCGAACGCGGAGUCUUUAUAUUAGGCACUAUCUUAAUCUCAAUUAGUAUCUCUUUAGUCACACGCAACUGUAAGAAUACAUUGUGGAUCUAAGAGUAAAACUGUUUUUAUGUCUAAUUUUUAUUCACUACAAAAAAGUUUCUGUAAAUAAAGCACAGAUUUAAAAUUAACGUAACAGUUUUGUUACACACCAAUACCUAUUGAGAAAUUCGACGUACCAUUUUAUAAUUCAAUUCUAGUGAAUAAAAAUGGAUAAUAGUUUUGUAUUGUGGUCUUAUAGCAAGGCAGCGAGGCUGACGUAUUAUCAUGUGAGACUGACUGCUGUGUUGUAACACAAUAUUAUAAUUCAAUUAUUGACUGUGAAAUAUCCAAUUAGAUAACAGACAUGAAUGCGAUAACAAUUAGAUGGUAGUUAAAAUGACACCUUGCUAUGAAACUACAGUUAAUUGAAUUAUCUACAGUCAACAGUUCCAAAUCUGUUCAUUUAUAGGUAUUAUUAAGCUAAAAUAUUAUGUUGUUACUUAAUGAUACAAUAAAAAGGUUUGAUUUCUAAAAUGGAAAUUAAUAAAUUUCGGUUAUAAGCGCGUAAAAUUAUUUCAGGAUUAUCAUCAUGAAAAGUGAUAUGAUUGACUAUUAAUAGUCAAUACUUAAUUAUUUAACUAUGUACCCAAUGUCGAUAAAAAUGGAAACAUUUAUGAAUGUA